AGUUAACAUGGCUUCGAAAAGAGAGGUCGAGAGCUGGACCGAGGAGGCAAUUUGUUCCAUCUGCCUGGAUUUCUUCACCGAUCCGGUUAUACUGGAGUGUGGGCACAACUUCUGUCGCUCUUGUAUAACACAGUGUUGGGAAAGGGAGGAGAGAAACUCCUGCCCCGAAUGUAGCGAGGUGUUUGCAGACCGCAUCCUCAGGGUGAAUCGGGCCUUAGUAAGUCUGGCUGAAAAAGCUCGAAAUAUAAACCUGAAUCCGAAAGGGAAGGAAAUAAAACUUCACUGCGAGGAACAUGAGGAAGAACUGAAGCUGUUUUGUGAAACGGACAAGACACUGAACUGUCUGAUCUGUAUAGUCGCGCAGGAACACAGAGAACACCGUUUCAUGCCGAUUAAAGAAGCUGUUAAAUUAUAUAAGGAUCAGCUAAAAUCUUCCGUAGACUCUCUCACAAAAAAGAAAUCAAUCUUCCAGGAAAAGGAGCAGAAACAGGAAGAGAAGAUUUCUGGAGUUCGGAAACAGUCACACAGCGUUCAGUCCCACAUCACAUCCCAGUUUGCUGAACUGCGCCAGAUUAUCACUGAGAAAGAACAGAGCUUACUCAGGGAUCUCAGGAAGGAAGAGGAGAAGAUUAUAAAUCGAAUGGAGAAAAAUCGUCGAGAGAUUCAAGAGAAUAUAAGGAUUAUUCAGGAGGAUAUCACAAAGUUAAACGGACACAUGGAUCAAAAAGACAGUGUGAUAUUUCUCAAGGAGAGAAGUCGUCAGAACAUAAGGAGUAAUGAUGAUGUCCAGGAAUUGUCAGUGACAGAUGAAGCCCUACCGGUUGAAAAAUUCUAUCACCCCUAUUUUUUGAACAGAGUUCUGAAAGAAACACUUGCUGCCAUUAAUCGAGUCUCUGUCACCCUGGAUGUGGAAACAGCACAUCCGGAGCUCGAGGUGUCUGAAGAUCGGAAGAGUGUGAGACGGACCGGGAAAUGGAGGGAUAUCCCUGACACCAGGAAGAGAUUCACGAACCGGGCUCGUGUGCUGGGAUUGGAGGGAUUCAGGUCGGGGAGACAUUACUGGGAGGUGGUGGUGGCGGGAAAUCGGGUAUGGGGUCUGGGUGUUGCCGCAGAGUCUGUGGAGAGGAAGGGAGAGGUCAGUCUGAGUCCGGAGACCGGAUUCUGGGUCAUCAGGCGUGUUGAUGACGUGUUACAUCGGAAUUAUGACGUGUGCAGUAUUCUCACCUCCCCGGAAUCUCGUCUCCCUGCCGGUCCCAUCCCCGGGAGGGUGGGAGUUUAUCUCAGUUACGAGUCUGGGACAGUUUCAUUUUACAACGCAGAGACCAAGUCCCAUCUCCACACCUUCACUGGGAAUAGAUUCACGGAGAAACUUUAUCCUUUUUUUUGGCCUUGGGAUGGAAACCAGUGGCUGAGAAUCUGCUCCGGAUCCGCACCAGGUCUGUAAAUGGGUCGCGGGACUGGUGUCAAGAGUAAAGUCCCUCUAACUAUAAAUGUGCAGAGAGUGAAAUAAACAGGAGAUGAGAAUUAUCGGUCCAUUAAAUUUUAACUUGGUCACACGUCCGACAAUAGAAGAAAAACACUCUGAAUUCAGCAGCAGCCACGGGGCGGCGGGUUCUGAGCUCUCCCGGGUCCCAAAGUCCACCGGCACUGAGCCAGGUGAAGUGGGGCAAGUGAGGAUUGGAAAAGGGGGGUCAGCGUGAAUAUUGGUAAGACCAUAAGACAAAGGAGCAGAAUUAGGCCAUUCAGCCCAUCAUCUCUCACCUGUCAUUCCAUGACAGCUGAUCCCAUAUCCCACUCAAUCCCAUACACCUAUCUUCUCUCCAUAUCCUCUGAUGGUCUGAUCGAACAGGAGAUGAUCAGAUUCCACUUUACAUCUGUCAUCGCAGACUGUGCCAGAGUAUUCCACAGGUUUACUACUCUCUGGAUAAACAUAUACCUCCUUACGUCCAUUCAAAAUGAUUUCCCCUCAAUGUGGAGUUUGUGCCUUCUAGUCUGGAUAUCCCCACUACAUGAAACAACUUCUUCUCAUCCACUCCAUCUAGUCCUUUCAACACUCGGUAGGUGUCAAUGAGAUUCCCUUUUCUUUUCAGAGAUACGUGACCGAAAAUGUUGACAGAAUUCCAAAUACGGCCUGAUUUGUGUCUUAUAAAGACUUGGCAUUAUCUCCUGUCAUAAAUAUUCUAUCCCCCUUCAAAGAAAAGCCAACAUUGUAUUCUUCUGCCAUUUGAACUUCUUCUGUGGGACAUGUCUACCGUGUGCCUUGUAAACUAUUCUCAGAUACUUCAGCCACUUCUGCUCAGCCAUCAUCCCCGCAGUAUCCUCCUCCCCUUCCCCUUUAAUGGACUGUAAGCAUUUUGAACUUUUGUAGUACUACUUUGAAGAACUGUUUUUGCAACAUCGCUUUAAGACCUGUUUUUGCUUUAUUCCUUUAAGAACUGUUUAAGCUGCCGCGCAGCAGCUGAUUUCCUGUUACGUUAGUUAUUUGUUUACUUUUGGGGGUUUGUUUUUCAGUGUUUAAUAAACGUUUUAUUUGUUAU
This is a messenger RNA of Hypanus sabinus (Atlantic stingray), 2537 nucleotides long. Its product is annotated as zinc-binding protein A33-like. The coding region runs from base 8 to 1444 and encodes 478 amino acids. NCBI's taxonomy places the organism in Eukaryota, Metazoa, Chordata, Chondrichthyes, Myliobatiformes, Dasyatidae. Gene Ontology annotation, molecular function: zinc ion binding; protein binding. The transcript has 6 exons. The record is from RefSeq and is a predicted model, not a curated record.